Messenger RNA from Aphidius gifuensis, 3425 nucleotides. RefSeq names its product alpha-1,6-mannosyl-glycoprotein 2-beta-N-acetylglucosaminyltransferase (gene Mgat2). Gene Ontology annotation, biological process: oligosaccharide biosynthetic process; protein N-linked glycosylation. Gene Ontology annotation, molecular function: alpha-1,6-mannosylglycoprotein 2-beta-N-acetylglucosaminyltransferase activity. Lineage: Eukaryota; Metazoa; Arthropoda; Insecta; Hymenoptera; Braconidae. Gene Ontology annotation, cellular component: Golgi stack; Golgi membrane. The record is from RefSeq and is a predicted model, not a curated record. Bases 616 to 2475 code for a protein of 619 amino acids. The transcript is spliced from 9 exons.
AAAAUAUUAAUAAUAAUUUAACAGAAAGAUCAAACAAACCACAAAUGAGUAUUAUUUGAUUCACCAGCAUUUAUAAACAUGUAAUAUCAUUGAGUUUAAAAGAGUGAGAUAGAUAAAUAAAGAGAGAAAAAAGUGUAAUAAAAAAUGAAAAAAAAAUAAUGCAGUAAGUAUGUGCUUAGAUUGAAGUCGAUGAGGAUCCCAACCGUCGUUCAGUUGGUCUCGGCGUUUCGACUUGUAUGCACUGUUUUAAAAUUUAAAUAUCAUUCAAAUUUAAUCUUUGUAUAUUUACUAAAAUUUUAUUAACUAUAAUUUGUUUAUUAAAAAAUAAAAAAUCAUUCAUGAAAUUUUAAAUACAGUUAAAUUAAAAAUUUCUACAAUCGAAAAAACAAAAAAUAAAUUUCGAUAAAUCGUUAAAAUAAAUUUUCUAUUAUUUUUUUUUUUCAUUUUUAAAAUAAAUUAUGUCAUUAUGCAAAAAUAGAAUAUUUGUGUUAUUGUUAUUUAGUUUUUUGAUAUUUUUAAAAAUAUCAAAUAAAAGUGCGAAAUGAAAAAGUAAUAUAUUUUUCGCGAAAUAUUUUUAAAAAAUUGACAAAUAUUAUUUAUUUUGUCUGGAGUUAUAUGAUAAUGAAUGAUUUCAAUGAAAAACACUUGUCUGAAAUACCAAUCAAGGAUGUCAACAUGAGGGGAAAACCCAGCGAGUCCGAUGUGGAACGUGGACUCGUAAAGCCCUACUCAGUAUCAUCCGUAUACACAAGAAAAAAAUCCGGCUACACGCGAGUGGAAAUUAAUACAGCAGGUUCAUCAGUUGGUGGUGGAAGAUCAACACGUGGUACAAUAUUAAGAACAUUUGCAUUUGUAUUUUUGGCAACAUUUUUAUGGCUACAAAUACAUGUUAGUAAUUUAACAACUAGAAAUCAACCAUCUCAAUCAGCAAAUGAGACAUUAUUUUCUCUAGUACCACCAGAACUUCACAGAUUUUUUAAAGAACGUCAUAAUGUCACAAUACAACAAAGUUUAAAUGGAACAAAUUUGACAAAUCCAGAAGUUGAAAUAUUUGAUAUUAAAAAAAUAAUAAAACGUAUUAAUGAUGAUCAAAAUAUAUCAAAUGAUGAUGCAUUUGGUCCACUUGAAACAGAUUCAACUGUUAUACUUAUACAAGUACAUACAAGAAUUUUAUAUUUACGACAUCUUAUUGUAUCAUUAGCACAAGCUAAAGGCAUUGAAAAAAUAUUAUUAAUAUUUAGUCAUGAUUAUUGGCAUCCAGAAAUUAAUGAACUUAUUCAAAAAAUUGAAUUUUGUCGUGUUAUGCAAAUUUUUUAUCCAAAUAGUAUACAAACACAUCCAAAUAUAUUUCCUGGUGUUGAUCCAAAUGAUUGUCCAAGAAAUAUUGAUAAAAAACAAGCUUUAGCUAUGAAUUGUACAAAUGCUAGACAUCCAGAUCUUUAUGGUCAUUAUCGUGAGGCAAAAUUUACACAAACAAAACAUCACUGGUGGUGGAAAGCAAAUUAUGUAUUUGAUCAAUUACAUAUUAUGAAAAAUCAUACUGGUCUUGUGUUAUUUCUCGAAGAGGAUCACUAUGUUGCUGAAGAUUUUCUUCAUGUUUUAAGACUAAUGGAGGAUAAAAGUUACAGUGAAUGUAGAAGCUGUAAUAUUCUUUCACUCGGAACAUAUGUCAAGACUUAUAAUUACUACACAGAUUACACACGAAAGAAAGAAUUCAUACGUGGAAUAGACAGACAUGAGUUAACAGCCAAGCAGUAUCAUCAGACGUAUCUACGUCAACAGCAAAAAUCACAAUUAAAAUCAUCAUCAGAUAAUCAGCAUGUUCAACAACAACAACCUCAACAUCACCAUCAACAACAGCAAAAAAAAAACCAGCAGUUAUCAUCAUGGUCGAUUACAUCAAAUGGUCUCAUCUCAACUUAUCACAACACCAAAGUAAAUAAAACAUCAGCCAUCUGGUCUUAUCAACUUUUACCAAGUCUCUACAGUCAUUAUCAGAAGGCUGAAGUUAUACCCUGGAUAAGUAGUAAGCAUAAUAUGGGAAUGGCAUUUAAUCGUACAACAUGGAAUAAAUUACGUAAUUGUGGAGUAAAAUUUUGUUCAUAUGAUGAUUAUAAUUGGGAUUGGAGUCUUCAGCAUAUUGCACAGAGUUGUCUUCCAAUGAGUAAAGGUCCUGGUAAAACACCACGUGUUGAAUCUGGUCUUGUUGCUAUGAUGAUGAAAGCACCAAGAGUAUUUCAUAUUGGUGAAUGUGGGGUUCAUCAUAAAAAAAAUAAUUGUGAUUCAACGGCUGUGAUUGCUAAAGUACAGAAUGUUUUGAGAUCAGCUAAAUCACAUAUGUUUCCAACAAUAUUAAAUUUAACAGUUGCUAAUGUUAAAAAUCCAAAAUUAAGAAAAGGCAAUGGUGGAUGGGGUGAUAAACGUGAUCAUGAACUUUGCAAAAGUAUGAUGUAUUAUUAUCAGAAUAGUAAAUAAUAUCAUAUUUAAUAUUACGAUUUGAGUAGCUUGAAAUUAUUCGCUGGGCGGAUUAUUUUGGAUUAUUAUUAUUUAUUCAAAAAUAUUAUCCAUUGAUACGUAUCAAUAUUAACGACAUUUCAUAUUUAAAAUAUUCUAAAGACAUUUGUAGUGAUAAUUCAAUUGUGAAUAAUAUUCAUGGUCAAUAUGAUGACUUAUCUUAAAAAGAAAAAAAUUGUAAACAAAGCACAUGCUCAAGAGACAAGUUGUUAAUUUACAUUUUAUUUUACAACACUGCGAUGAUUUUUUUAAUUAAUUGAUUUGUGUAUUUUGUAUGAUAAUAUUGAAUAUUCUAGUCAAUUAUUAUUUAUGAAUUUUAAAAACUAUUGUAUAAAAAAAAUUUAUAUCAUUUGUGCAACUAAAAAAGAUAAUAAUUAUUAAGCUUAAUAAAAAUUGUGAUUAUUUAUUAUUUUUAAAAAUAAUAAUUGAAUAUAGUUUGAACUAAAAAAAAAUCAUUUUUUGUUGUUUAUGCCACUUAUGACUUAAUAAUUUUGUUAAUAAUACACACAAUUAUUUAAAAAAAAAAAACUAUAAAGAUUGCAUUUAUGUAUUUCACUUGAUAAAAAAUAUUUAUGUUUAUUAUUUUUGAACAUGUUUAUUUAAUUGUAUGAAUAGACAUACGCAGUGAUAAUGAUAUUAUAAUUUCUAUUUAGAAAGUGCUGACAAUGGUGAAUAAUACUAGAAAAUGAUUAUAAUUUUGUUUUAGUGUAAAUUUGUCUGUAUCAUACAAAAAAAAAAUGGAUAUCGUCAAACGAUAAUUGAAAAAAAUAAUAAUAAUAAUAAAAUCAUCAUUUUAUAUCGAAAUGCUUAAUUGUUUAGUUAUAUUAUUUAAAAUUUUUUAACUGUAAAUACCAAUUUGACGACGAAUUGCAUCUACUUGUGUAUCAUACUGUGCCAGAAAAUAAUUACCA